Molecule: messenger RNA, 1212 nt
Organism: Python bivittatus (Burmese python)
Lineage: Eukaryota; Metazoa; Chordata; Lepidosauria; Squamata; Pythonidae
Source: RefSeq, a predicted model, not a curated record
AUGUAUGUUCAUAUGUUCCUGUAUCUUGACACGGUAUUAUAUCAGGCUUUUUCGAGGACCCCUGAUAUAUCAGAACCCAUCUUUUGGGAGAGCAGCGCCUGCUUCUUGGAGAAAGUGUCAAACUAUUCUGAAGAAGAAGCCGAGAAAGAAGAAGCAGAAGAUGAUCAAGAGGAAGAGUGGGACACAGACCUUGAAAUAGAAGAGUCUACAAUAUGCUAUGAUCCUGCUGGGAAAGCCAGAUACCUUGAGAUCUGCCAAGCGUAUGGCGUUGUCCCUGUCUCUUAUUUUUUACGGCAUAUGAAAGAUUCUGAAUUGACUCUGACGCAUCAUGGCCUUAGCCCUAAGGGAGCCAAAGCUCUCGCUCUUUCUCUGACCAGCAACAUGUCCAUUGUGAAGUUGAACCUGAGUGACAACGGGCUGGAUGGAAAUGGAGCAGUUGCACUGGCAGAGAUGUUAAAGGAAAAUUGCUAUAUUUCAGAAGUUGAUUUAUCAGAGAAUAGAGUUGGAGUGAAAGGGACAGAAGCUCUGUCUGCAAUGCUUCGGGAAAAUCAAACUCUUGUGGCCUUGAAACUUUCAGGAAAUGAAUUAAACAACAGUGCGGUCAAAUACCUGGCAGAUGCUUUUGUGACCAAUCACAAAGUGGAGUGCCUUGACCUGAGUCACAACAUGCUUGAAGAGCCAGCAGGAGAGGCUCUUGGAGUGGCUAUGGCAGAAAAUGUGGGGCUGAAGGAACUCAACCUCAGUUGGAACAACUUUCGGGGCCAAGGAGCAGUGGCUGUCGCCAAAGGCUUGGGGGCUAAUAUAUUCCUUCGAGUCCUCAAUCUGUCAUAUAAUGGCUUUGGCAACAGUGGAGCAGCUGCUCUGGGGGUAGCCCUGAAAUGCAACAAUGUGCUGGAAGAACUCCACAUUGGUAAUAAUCGCAUUGCAUUGGAAGGAGCGCUCUCUCUUGCUUUGGGCCUGAAAGAAAACAAGAAUCUGAAGAGACUUAGUAUGUCCAGAAACCCCAUCCAGAAUGAAGGCUGCCUUGGGAUCCUCAAAGCCAUCCGAGCAAAUCCUGGAGCUGCUAUAGAGUUUCUGGAUCUUUCAGCAAUUGUGGUGAAGCAGGACUUUGUCCGAGUAAGUGAGGCUGUCCAGGAACUUUUCCCAAGCCUUCUGAUCAAACACGAUGGAACCACUCACUUGUUCAGAAGAAAGCCUUCAAAGGUUUCCUGA